This is a messenger RNA of Paramacrobiotus metropolitanus, 824 nucleotides long. RefSeq lists its product as uncharacterized. The transcript is spliced from 3 exons. The record is from RefSeq and is a predicted model, not a curated record. Lineage: Eukaryota; Metazoa; Tardigrada; Eutardigrada; Parachela; Macrobiotidae. The coding region runs from base 167 to 604 and encodes 145 amino acids.
CACAAAAAUAUUUAGUGCAUUUCAAAAUUUUUAUCGAGCAGCAUCGUAAGCGUAAGCUACAGAAACUCUUGUUAAACGUUGUGAGUAUUUUUUAAGUGAUCAUAUCCUCCACAAGUUGUCCGAGAAUUUUAUUUCGUCUGGCACAAGUUAACAAACGGAUAUCGAAAUGCAGCAAAAGAACCUAUUAUGUUUUGCUGGUUCCGUUGUGGUGUUCAUGGCUAUUUCCUUUCACUAUGCAAACGGUCUUUCGUGCUGGCAGUGCGAGGCAACCGUUAAUGAUAUUGAUAAACGCUGCCUAGAUCCCGUUAACACGACAAAAAUGAGGACUGUGGACUGUGGUGAUGGCCCAAAUGCCCGGUGCAUGAAAGAAGUGACCACCUCCAAUCACGCAGAUACUUCCAGUCAGCAUGCCAAAGUUAAACGCGAUUGCUACCAGAUACCCGCCAGCACGUCUCGCAUAGGAGCGGCCCUGUCGGCUGACAUGUUCCUGUGCAAUACAAAUUUUUGCAAUUCCGGAUUUAACCUACCUUCCAGCCCAGUUGUCUUGGCUUUGAGCUUUUGCAUUUCGGCAGUUACAAUAGCAAGCGCAAAAAAUGUAUUUUAGUGAUCUAAUAAACAGUCGCCACACCUUAAUCAGCAUUUCUGCUUGUUUAUCAGUCCCACUUCUUUGAUGUUAUUUGGGUUCUGACAUACCUCACUAGCUCCUGAUUUUCCUAAGAAUGCCAAAAUGAAUUUGAUUGUUUCUGUGCUCAUUUUGUUAUCAAUUCGAUUGUUGUAGUAUUUAUUGCGCACCAUGGUUCAACAAUAUAACAGAAAAAAUCUAG